CGCGGCCCCGCCCCGCCCCGCCCCGCCGCCGCCGCCGCUCGGCCCGGCCCGGCCCGGCCCCGCCGCUCCCGCCGCUGCCGCCCGCCCCGCUCGCGCCGCGCCCCGGGGGCGAUGCCGAUGCCGCAGCCGCAGCCGCGGGGCCGCGGGCGGGGCUAGCGCCGGGGAUCGGCCCGCUGCGGGCCGGAGGCCAUGAGGGGCCGCGGGGCAGGGUAGCCGCCAUGGCGGGCGCCUCGGUGAAGGUGGCCGUGCGGGUCCGGCCCUUCAGCUCCCGCGAGAGCAGCCGCGACGCCAAGUGCGUCAUCCAGAUGCAGGGCAGGACCACCUGCAUCACCAACCCCAGGCUGCCCAAGGACGGCGCCAAGAACUUCACCUUCGACUACUCGUACUGGUCGCACACGUCGGAGGAGGACCCCCGCUUCGCCUCGCAGCGGCAGGUGUACCGCGACAUCGGGGCGGAGAUGCUGCUGCACGCCUUCGAGGGCUACAACGUCUGCAUCUUCGCCUACGGCCAGACCGGCGCCGGCAAGUCCUACACCAUGAUGGGCCGCCAGGAGCCCGGGCAGCAGGGCAUCAUCCCCCAGCUCUGCGCCGACCUCUUCGCCCGCGUCCGCCAGAACGGCUGCCCCGACCUCGCCUACUCCGUGGAGGUGAGGCCACGCGCUGCUCCAGCCCCACGGCGCGGCGCUCCCGGCCCCACGGUGCUGCCUUCCCGGCCCCACGGCGCUCCCGGCCCCAUG
Molecule: messenger RNA, 737 nt
Organism: Dromaius novaehollandiae (emu)
Lineage: Eukaryota; Metazoa; Chordata; Aves; Casuariiformes; Dromaiidae
Product: kinesin-like protein KIF1C
Exons: 5
Biological process (GO): microtubule-based movement
Molecular function (GO): microtubule binding; ATP binding; microtubule motor activity
Source: RefSeq, a predicted model, not a curated record